This is a messenger RNA of Priceomyces carsonii, 2586 nucleotides long. It is a transcript of the gene AXL2, whose product is annotated as Axl2p. Gene Ontology annotation, molecular function: calcium ion binding. Gene Ontology annotation, cellular component: membrane. NCBI's taxonomy places the organism in Eukaryota, Fungi, Ascomycota, Pichiomycetes, Serinales, Debaryomycetaceae. The record is from RefSeq and is a predicted model, not a curated record. The transcript has a single exon. The coding region runs from base 1 to 2586 and encodes 861 amino acids.
AUGCUAUCCCUAUUACUUUUUUACGUGAUAGCCAUUGCACAAUGCUCUGUCUACGUAGGGUUUCCGUUCGACGAGCAGUUACCUAACGUUGCCAGAGUGAAUAAACUGUAUUCAUUUACCAUGGCAAAUACAACUUUUAAGUCUACCACAGGUGCUUUGUCUUACUCAGCUUCAAGCUUACCAUCAUGGUUGAGCUUCGAUAGUGAAUCCAGAACCUUUACUGGAAAUCCAUCAAGCCUGGAUGUGAACAAUUACACCAUAACCUUGAGUGGUUCGGAUAGUGACGAUACGCUCUCAAGGAAUUAUACAAUUUUAGUGUCUGAUGACCCUGGGUUGCAUUUAUCGUCAGAUGAUGCCAUCUUCACCAAACUAGCAAAAUAUGGUCGCACUAAUGGUUACGACGGGCUCGUGGUCACACCAGGCGAACAUUUUAGCAUUAAAUUUGACUCUUCUGUCUUCAAGUUAUACCCAGAUUCUGAAAGAUCAAUAAUUGCUUACUAUGGUAGAUCUGAAGAUAGGAGCUCUUUACCAAAUUGGAUCAAUUUUGAUUCAGAUUCAUUUACGUUUUCUGGAACAGUGCCUGAUGUAACCUCGAGCAUUGCACCAUCUUUUGAGUAUGGAUUCAGCUUCAUUGCCUCAGAUUACUAUGGCUAUGCCGGGGCCGAAGGUAUCUUCAAACUAGUUGUUGGAGCCCAUGAAUUGAGCACUUCAGUGAACGAAACUAUGAAGGUAAAUGGCACUUUAGGAAGUGAGAUAGAAAUUGAUGUUCCUAUUUUAUCUGAUGUCUUUUUGGACGGAAAUGAGAUUUCCAAAGAAAAUAUAACAAGUGUUUAUGCGGAUGAACUACCAAGCUAUGCUACAUUUGAUGACGAUGACUAUACCAUAUCAGGAAACUUCCCCAAUACUUCGAAAUCUGACAACUUCAGCAUUGUCGUGGAAGACAAGUUCGGAAACACAGUUGAAUUGCCUUACCUGCUUAAUGCCAUAGGUUCAGUUUUUACCGUGAAGAAGCUACCAAAUGUUAAUGCCACUCGAGGCGAGUACUUUGAACAUGAGCUAUUGGAGUCGUAUUUCACAGCUUUUGACGAUACCAACGUCUCUGUGUCUUUUGAUUCUGAUUGGUUAAACUAUACUGAACAUAAUCUUACUCUAAGUGGAUUUGUUCCUAAAUCCUUCAAAAAAUCCACUAUUAAGGUCAAGGCAAAAGGUGACAACUUAGGAUAUGAAACAAAAAGCUUUAACAUCAUAGGAAUUUCUGAAAAGAGCAAGAGUUCGUCAUCGUCUGCCCAUUCUUCCACAUCUAUAAGCUCCGAAUCCGGCUCAACUUCGCUGACCUCUUCAUCAUCAUCUCUGGCAAAUGAUGACAAAAAUUCUGGUUUGAGUAGAAAUAAAAAAUUAGCAAUUGGAUUAGGAGUUGGAAUACCCUGUUUUUUAAUAGCAAUUGCUGCGUUAAUUUUGAUUUUCUGCUGCUGCUUCAAGCGAAAUGAUGACAAAACAGAUGAUGAAGAAAAAUCGAGUGGUGAUGUUCUUGCUCCAGGUUUCUUACCACCUAUGGGUAUGGCUGAUUCAUCUAAUAGAAGUAGUGACAGUGACGACGAUGCCAGACAAAUUUCUGCUAUGAAUGUAUUGAAAUUGGAUGCAAAACACUCAUCCAGUACCAGCUCUUCAGUAACGCACGUUGAGAGCGAUAGCCAAGAUUCGAGAUAUUUCGACGCUUCGGAAAAACCAAUGAAAUCUUGGAGAGCUAAUGAUAAAUCAGAUGAAAAAGAAUUCAGGAAAUCGGAUGCUUCUCUAAGCACGGUGAAUACAGAACAAUUAUUUUCUGUAAGAUUAGUUGAUGAUCAAUCUUUCAGAAACUCGAACCAAUCGUCAGUUUCAGGAAUGCCCAUGAGUGCAAACAAUUAUGGGACUUUGACUAGAGAUUCUUCAGGGAAUAUUCAGAGACUUGAUAGUGAUGGUAAUAUAGUUGAAAGUUCAUAUUCAUCGUUAGAUCCGCAAAAAGUCACAAGGUCACACUCAUCAAACUUGGGCAUUUUAGAGGAGGAAACAUCGAAGGAACAUACUGAUAGUACUAUACGACCAGAAGAUUCCACUAUUUACCAUAGCACCCAAGACGGAAAAGUUCCGGAUUCAAAUUCUAGUAACAUGAACCUACUUUCAAACUUCAAUGAGUCACGAAAUCCAUCAACAUAUGAACCAGACAUGUCCAAUUAUAGCAAUGAUUCGGACAGCAGUCUCUUUGAUGAAUUCCAAGCAACGACCAAUGAAGAAGGAGAGGUUAAAUGGAAACAAGCCAGAAAUGGAAACAAGUUCGUUUCUUCAAGCUCCGAGCAGCUUAUUACAAAAAGUAACUCUCGCAUGACAGGAAAUAGUUUGAGAAACUCAAACUUAUCUGCAAUUUCCUUUGAGUCGAUGUCAUCAGAACUUUUGGUAAAUAAAGAUGUCAGGACUUCAAGCCCAUCAUUUGGUAAGAAAGCCAAAUUGAUUGACUUCACCAGAAAAGGAAGCUUAAGAGAGUCCGCUUACGAACCUGAAAUCCGAUUGGAAGGAGAGACCGCCCAAAUUCAUUACGAUGAUAGCGAUUAA